Molecule: messenger RNA, 873 nt
Organism: Aureococcus anophagefferens
Lineage: Eukaryota; Pelagophyceae; Pelagomonadales; Pelagomonadaceae
Exons: 2
Source: RefSeq, a predicted model, not a curated record
CCGCCCGCGGCGAGCCUCCGGGGCCGCACGAUCGUCAUCACGGGCGCCAACACGGGCCUGGGCCUCGAGUCCGCGGCGCGCCUCGCCGAGGCCGGCGCGGACGUCGUCGCGACGGCGCGGACGGCCGGCAAGGCCGCGUACGCCGUCGACGAGGUCGCGCGGCGGACCGGCAAGACGAUCCGCGCGGUCGAGCUCGACCUCGGCGACCUGAAGAGCGUGUCGUCGUUCCCGGCGCGCCUGCCCAAGGACGUCACGAAGGUCGACGUGCUCAUGGAGAACGCGGGCGUCAUGGCCAUCCCCGACAAGCUGUCGACGCGCGACGGCUUCGAGCGGCAGAUCGGCGUCAACCACCUGGGCCACUUCGCGCUCACGGCGGCGAUGAUGCCGCUGCUGGAGAAGGCGCCGACCUUCCGCGUCAUCGCCGUGAGCAGCUCGGCGAACUUCGGGGCGAGCAAGGACGCGAUCGGCAAGGCCAUCGCCGACGACCUCGACCCGAAGGAGUACAGCCAGUGGGGCAACUACUGCCUCUCCAAGGCCUUCAACGUCCUCUUCGCCGACGAGCUCCAGCGCCGCUUCGAGGCCAAGGGGCUCAAGGGCAGCGCCGUGUCGCUCCACCCCGGCGCGGUGCAGACGGAUUUGGCGCGCUACCUCAUCUCCGGCACCGAAAAGGCCGAGGCGGGCCUCAUGGUGGGGCUCUCGAACUUCGUGCUCCCCAUCCCGCUCGGCGCGAACACGCAGGUCUACCUCGCGGCGAGCCCGAACCUCGCGGCGGACGGCGGCCUCUACUUCGACUCCAUGAAGCCGGCGAAGCCGGGGCCGGCGACGGGCGACGCGGACCUCGCCGCCAAGCUCUGGGCCGCCUCCGAGCGCCUG